Molecule: messenger RNA, 439 nt
Organism: Trichoderma asperellum CBS 433.97
Lineage: Eukaryota; Fungi; Ascomycota; Sordariomycetes; Hypocreales; Hypocreaceae
Biological process (GO): carbohydrate metabolic process
Molecular function (GO): zinc ion binding; aldehyde-lyase activity
Source: RefSeq, a predicted model, not a curated record
AAUCGCGCUAAAGCCAUCUUGGAUGUUCCGUAUGAAGGUGGUUAGGCUAUUCCGGCAGUCUAUUGCUAUAGCUUUAAGGCUACAGUGGCAACAGUACGUGCAGUUAAAGCAAAAGACUCUCCUAUGUUCAUUUAACUCUUCCCGUAGUCAAUAGAACAUACGGAUGGUUUACUCUUACACGCGGAUAAGGCAAUCAUGCCCAUCGGCAUGCAUAUAGAUCAUACACAGGAACCUGAUAUCAUCCGGCGACCGGCUUACCUUGGUGGCUUUGACUGUAUUAUAGUAGACAUGAGCCUCUAUGAGCGCGAAGAAAACAUGCGUCUGAGCAGAGAGCUUAUUGAGUACUGUAAUGCGUGUGGUAUCAUUACGGAGCGCAAGACGAGUCAUAUCAAUGAUACGGAGCACGGCAUUCAAGAUAGUAAGACAGAGAAGAUGUCCA